GUCGGAAGUGACGUCAUGUCAAACAGAUGAACAACGGGGUCGAAGGAUCGUACGUGAAUUCUAAUCAAUGGAAGGAUUACAAAUCAGUUGUAUAUAGAUCCAAUCGAAUAUGUGAUGCUACUCUCAACCAACCAAUGGACGGACCAUACAGGUGAUUGCUGAGUGGACAUCCCAAAUGUAGGGUUCGUUUAUCAUCUGUGAUCAUUGAUCUCAGAAUUUCCCAUUAAAAGUUUCGUGAUGCGGUCUGUCAACAGAAGCAUGUGCUCUGGGAAAUACUGAUGAGCAUCGGCUGCCUGCAUUCAUUGGUCUUCAUUCAGGGGAUUUAUUUUGGAGUUACUACAGAUGAAAAACAACCUCAAUAUCUAGUGUGUGAUUGGAGCUUAAUCAGCGUGCUGUUGCUACUGGCUAAAACAGAGCAUAAGAGACCGGAGGGGAGUACUGAACUAGGCUCACAAUAGCCAUAUCCCAUUCAAAAUGAGUGGAACACAUAAAUAUGAUGACAAUCGCCACCGCAAAAAGACCAGUUCAAGAACUGGCAGCAGUGGGGGACGCAGCAGCAAUACUGGCAAUGCAGGAGUACUUAUGGUUGGACCCAAUUUCAGGGUGGGAAAGAAAAUUGGAUGUGGUAAUUUUGGAGAACUAAGACUUGGAAAAAAUCUGUACAACAAUGAACACGUUGCAAUCAAAUUGGAACCGAUGAGAUCCAGAGCACCACAGCUUCACUUGGAAUACAGAUUUUACAAAAUGUUGGGCCAAUCAGAGGGUAUCCCUCAAGUGCAUUACUUUGGUCCAUGCGGUAAAUACAAUGCCAUGGUGAUGGAGCUCCUAGGUCCAAGCCUUGAAGACCUCUUUGAUCUAUGUAACAGGCAGUUCUCUCUAAAAACAGUCCUACUCUUGUCUAUACAAUUGUUACACAGAAUAGAAUAUGUACAUAGUAAGCACCUCAUCUAUCGUGAUGUGAAACCAGAAAACUUCCUGAUCGGCAGGAGUUCGAGUAAGACACAGAAUACCAUCCACAUCAUCGAUUUUGGGUUGGCCAAAGAGUAUAUAGACCCCGAGACCAACAAACAUAUACCUUACAGAGAACACAAGAGUUUAACGGGCACGGCGAGGUACAUGAGUAUCAACACACAUUUAGGGAAAGAACAAAGUCGGCGAGACGACUUAGAAGCCUUAGGUCACAUGUUCAUGUAUUUUCUACGAGGUAGCUUACCAUGGCAGGGAUUAAAGGCGGAUACGCUAAAGGAAAGAUAUCAGAAGAUUGGAGACACAAAACGGGCCACGCCUAUUGAAGUUCUAUGUGAAAACUACCCAGAGGAGAUGGCAACAUAUCUAAGGUAUGUUAGAAGACUAGAUUUCUUUGAGACACCUGACUACAACUACUUAAGAAAGCUGUUUAUGGAUCUCUAUGAGAAGAAGGGCUAUACGAAUCAACACGAGUUUGAUUGGACGGGCAAAGAAACGAUAUCACAUGUACCUAGCUCAUCGAAUGAUGGCGGUCAAGCCACACAAGCCAAAGAUGGCCGUAAAGAUGAUCAUCAAAGGACAACAACAAACCAAAGGUGGGAUGUACCACAGCAGGGUAGGUUAGAAGCCCCAGGGGUAGGUAACCAACCAGGGUCAAUCCAAGUCAUCAGUUCAACCAACGGUGAGGUAGCGCCAGACGAUUUCAACAAAGGCUCACAGGCACCUAUCACCACACCUACAGGGGAAGUGGAAGUUGUAGAAGACACAAAGUGCUGUUGUUUUUUCAAGCGGAAAAAGAAGAAGGGUCUUGGAAGGCGGAAGUAGCCGUCCAUGUUUUAUCCUUCGUUCUCCAAUUGAAUGACCCUCUCAACCAUAUGCUCUCUCAUCAAUUCUAAGUGGUUAUUCUUCUCUUCAGAGUUUGCCAUGGGAUUGCAUCAAGGCAUUUCCUCAGACCGGACAUUCUGUCAUCAGCCUUCCGUGAUAAGCGUAUGUAGGCAUCUACCAAGGUUUCACCGACCUAUUUCCCUAAGAAUGGUUAUCGAAUCAUCAAACUACCUUGGCAAAUGGCUGUUGGUUUGUAUCAGGGCUGUAGGAAGUGCCCAAGACUGUACAUGCUUUCAUCAGAAAUCUGCAGCUAGCCUCAGUAGAGUUGUCUCCCUUCUAUCGGACCAUUUGUGCUAGUUUGUGGAGAGAUACGUCUGGAUUGUCUGACGGCUUUACUGAGAGCAAUAUCUGUUUU
Messenger RNA from Lytechinus variegatus (green sea urchin), 2206 nucleotides. Its product is annotated as casein kinase I-like. NCBI's taxonomy places the organism in Eukaryota, Metazoa, Echinodermata, Echinoidea, Temnopleuroida, Toxopneustidae. Gene Ontology annotation, biological process: peptidyl-serine phosphorylation; endocytosis; positive regulation of canonical Wnt signaling pathway. The record is from RefSeq and is a predicted model, not a curated record. Gene Ontology annotation, cellular component: cytoplasm; nucleus; plasma membrane. The coding region runs from base 475 to 1791 and encodes 438 amino acids. Gene Ontology annotation, molecular function: ATP binding; protein serine/threonine kinase activity. The transcript has 12 exons.